CCCUCCUUCCUCCUCGUUGGUCACGUGACAGGGAAGAAAAAUAAGGGGAAAAAAGAGAGAGAGAAGAGGAGAAAGGAUACGGGUAAAAUAAACACCUGGGAUAUUAUCGGCAGGAGGAGAAGUCUUUAUCUGCAGGCUCCUCUCGACUUGCUCCAGAUGUGAUGAGAGAACAUGGAUGGAUAACAGCUGGAUAUGACGCUAACAAGAGUUGUUUACUCGGAGGGAAUGCCUGGGCCCGGCCUGGUGCCCGGCGGAGCAUGUGAUUUCACGGGUGUAUAAACUCUACAUUUUCUCCUCGUUGUGUGAGUAAAAAAAUCUGCUGAGGAGGAAGGAGGAAGGAGGAAGAAAUAUGAAGCUGAACGAACGGAGCGUGGCGUACUACGCCACCUGUGACUCACCGCCGGACAAGACGGGCUUCCUGUUCAAAAAGGGCGAACGCAACACCGCUUACCACCGGCGCUGGUUCGUGCUGAAGGGCAACAUGCUCUUCUACUUCGAGGAGCGCGACAGCAGGGAGCCCAUCGGCGUCAUCGUUCUCGAGGGGUGCACCGUGGAGCUGUGCGAGUCGGCCGAGGAGUUCGCCUUCGCCAUCAAGUUCGACUGCGCCAAAGCCAGGGUGUACAAGAUGGCCGCCGAGAACCAGGCGGCCAUGGAGUCGUGGGUGAAGGCUCUGUCGAGGGCCACCUUCGACUACAUGCGGCUGGUGGUGAAGGAGCUGGAGAGGCAGCUGGAGGAGAUGCAGGAGGCUGCGGGGGGUGGCUUUGCCGGCGCUGGAGCUGGAGGCCUGCAGGCCAGGCCUAAGACCUCCAGGAGGGGCCAGGUGGCACGGUCUAGGUCUGGGGCAUCCUCCUCUUCUUCCUCUUCGUCUUCCUUAUCAUCAUCAUCAUCAAGCGCCCCUCCCACGUCGGCCGCCUUAUCUUCCCAGAAGAGCUUUCAGGAUGAGGGGCAGUUCACCUCCGGAUGCUCCAAGGAGAAUGGAAUCGCCUGGAAUAAACAACCAUCCUUGGCGAAUGGCUUUAUUGAGGGAGCGUCCUGUGUAGCCUGGGAGGGCAGCGCAGAGUCUGGGAGUGCGAUCGGUUGUGGGGGUGACGGAGUAAGGGCUCCGCCGGUGCCGCCCAGGAGGAGAGGAGCAUCCCUGGAGAGCCCCGUCUCUCCGGGCACUGGCUGCUUCUCCAAACUCCACAACUGGUACGGCAGAGAGGUGGAGGAACUGAGAGUGCAGUGGCUGCAGAGCCAGUGAACGGAUGGAGCUGGACCAUCGCUCUUUCUACGGUUACGUCAUUUCUCCCUGAUCAUCCUGCAUCGCCACGCUCGCAGCAAAAAGGCGAGAAAAAAACCCGGGACUCAACUGCAAAUUGCCGUCUUAAUACCAACACAAAAAAAAAAAAAAAAAAGAGAGAAUUAAUUAAAAUCUUGUCUGGUACAAGAAAUCAGUCUUAAAAAUCAACACUAUUCUUUGUACAAUUAAAACAAUUUUCUACAGUUAAGCUGAGUAACAAUUGCCAAUGACAAUUAAUCAAUUUCCAAAUCUAUGUGUUCAGUUAACUCUGUAGUGGAGCAUGCAACCUACUUUGAUAAUAUAUAUAUAUUAAAAAAAUACAGUUAUGUCCUUGUCUAGUAGAAGGGAAUAACCCAAGAUGGUACUGUGACAUGUGAGAAGGCCAAAUGAAUGAGGAACAGAUGACGUUGCACAAGAUGAAUCUGAAUAAAUUCAAAGAUGAAGCUGAGAGAAGGUCCUGUAGCAAUAUGAGUAAAGAGUGCUGAGUUUUAAUCUUCGAGAGAGACCUUUUCAUGGAUUGACUUGGUUAGAAAAGGAGGAUAUUCUAAGAUUAAAAAAGUAGCAAUGGAGGGAAACUAGUCCAGAUCCUCCUCCUCCUUCCUGUCCAUUCUCCCACUAGGCACGUAGCACCCUGGAGGCCUCGCGGUCACUCGUGUCAGAGUGUGCUCUCCGAGGUCUCCGGGGGCCGUGGUAGGACCCGAUUGUCUCGCUCUGAGCAGCACACCCUUUAUUUUUAGUCUUUGUUCGCUAGCGGCCAGACGAUGCUGUGUCAUAAGAGUCACUUGGUUCUCUCUUUUGCCUCGUGUAUUUCCUAAAAGGAAAUACUUAUCUGUGUACCCUGUGUAAGACUUAACGUUCUGUAACUCUCCAACAGAUUCGUUUUACGCCUUCAAGUCCUUUAAACACACACUGUUGUAUUUUCUUGUUACAGCCGAUUAACAUGAAUGUUACUGAAUGAGUGUAACACCACUUUUUUUUUAUUUGUCAUUAAUCGUUACUGUUCCAUGUUGGAAAUUAACACUAGCAGUCUUCACAACGAGCCUUUUAAGGUGAUGACGUCAUUUCUAUAUCCAAUCUUAGAGUUGUUUACAUGUUUUUGUUGUUUUAGAUGUGCCUUAUGUUAUCUUUCUAACUCUCAGUUAUUGCACUUUCGAGCAUCACAGUACGAUGACGGUGAUUGUUGGGGUUGACUUUACCUCUUUUUUCCCCACUGUUCCUCGUUUCUUUCUUGCAUUCCUGUUCCUUGCAUCCUCGCCAAAGGCUCAUCUGAGUUAAAUCUUUUUUUUUUUUUUUGACAAUGCUUCAGUUACUCCUGUCUGCAUCAGUGCACAACACUCUCGAAAACGACAGCGUGGGAAGGAGCGGAGCGCAGUGUGGAUUGUGUUUCUUAAAAUGGCGAAACUGUGAUUGUAUCCUUUUCACACAUGUUAUCUAAAGAAAUAUGGGAAUGUGUCAAAUUAAGCGUAUCAUAAUCGCACCUAUCUUCUUCCAACAGUGUCCGUUAGGGAACACAAUCUAAAAUGGACAAUAACCAAUUAGAUUUUUUUUUUUUUAAAUGAUUUUUGUAACCAACAGUUUAUAUGCAUAUGUGUACACAAAGGAUUCUACAGAAUAGCCAAUAAUAUGUGACAUAUUGUGCUAUUAUGGUACCAAGAAAAGUGUUUUGCUGUAAACCACCCAAUAAAAAGUGUUCAUAUUUGA
This is a messenger RNA of Mugil cephalus (flathead mullet), 2980 nucleotides long. It is a transcript of the gene pheta1, whose product is annotated as PH domain containing endocytic trafficking adaptor 1. The transcript is spliced from 4 exons. NCBI's taxonomy places the organism in Eukaryota, Metazoa, Chordata, Actinopteri, Mugiliformes, Mugilidae. Gene Ontology annotation, biological process: retrograde transport, endosome to Golgi; receptor recycling; endosome organization. Gene Ontology annotation, cellular component: trans-Golgi network; early endosome; recycling endosome. The record is from RefSeq and is a predicted model, not a curated record. Bases 350 to 1240 code for a protein of 296 amino acids.